CGGGGCAGCGCAUGCGCGUUCCUGCAGCCUAGACGGGAACGGUGGAGUGCGCGUCCCCGAGUGUCUGCGCAGCCGCUGCCGCCGCCGCUGUGCCGUCUGUGUCUGUGUGUGCAGGGGGGGAAGAUGGGUGACGGGCCCACGCCCCAUUAACGUUCACAGUGUUACCAGUAAACCCUCAUAAGCCCGAGCGUGUGUGUACAGUCUUGUAGACUGGGGCCUUCCCCCGAUCACCGUGCCCCGGUACCGCGCCCGCCGGUGGACGGGUUACUGUUGUCAGCGGCCCUCUCGCGUCCACACCCCACUCACACACGGCAUUGAUGGUAAUGUAUGCAAGGAAACAAGCGAGACUCAGUGAUGGCUGUCACGACCGAAGGGACUCCCAACCCUACCAGACUCUUAAAUAUUCAAAGGGUCACCCAAGUAGCGGUGAUCACCGUCAUGACAAGAUGCGAGAUUCUACAGACCCGUCUCCCCCAAAUAAAAUGCGUAGAUCAGAUAGCCCUGAAAAAUAUGCUGACAGUGUUGGACACGGCAAAGCCAAAAGUGUGCACGUUCACAGGGUGCGGGAGAGGGAUGGAGGGACCAGUUUUUCUCCACAAGAAAAUUCACAUAACCACAGUGCUCUUCAUAGCUCAAAUUCACAUUCUUCUACUCCAAGCAAGGCGAGUGAUUCUACAUAUGAUCCUGCAGAUGACUGGUCUGAACAUAUCAGCUCUUCUGGUAAGAAGUACUAUUACAAUUGCCGAACAGAAGUGUCUCAGUGGGAGAAGCCAAAAGAGUGGCUGGAGAGAGAGCAGCGCCAAAAGGAUUCAACCAAAGUGGCAAUUAAUAGUUUCCCCAAAGACAGAGACUAUAGAAGAGAAGCCAUGCAAGCCACAGCUACAGUUGACGAGAAACAUUCCAAUGACGCAAGCAGCAUGCUUCCACAGAAUAUCUUGUCGCAGACAAGCCGGCACAAUGAUAGAGACUACAGACUCCCCAGAACAGAGACUCACAGUAGUGCAGCCCCGGUGCAGCACACAAUUAAACCGGUGGUUCACCCUUCCGCUGCCCCAAGCACUGUUCCUUCUAGUACUUUUACAGUACAGCCUGACCACCCUCCUCCAAAAAAGUCAUUUGACGCAAAUGGAGCAGCAGCUUUAUCGAAACUGCCUAUCCCUACAGCUUCCAUCCCAGCACAAAAAUCGGACAGAAAAGACUCAUCAUCUGCUGAGAAACCAUCCUGUACUACUCCCUCUACAUCAUCUGCCCCUGGACUAAAUCCCUCUUCUGCGCCUCCCGCCACCGCCUCCUCCUCCUCCUCUUCUACAGUCCCCGUGUCACCGGUGCCACAAUCACCAAUUUCUUCACUAUUGCAGGACCCCAAUCUCCUGCGACAGCUGCUUCCUGCCUUGCAAGCCACUCUACAGAUUAACAAUUCUAAUGUGGAUAUCUCCAAAAUUAAUGAAGUCCUUACAGCUGCUGUGACACAAGCUUCUUUACAGUCUAUACUUCACAAGAUUAUCACUGCUGGGCCCUCCGCUUUCAACAUCACAUCGCUAAUUUCCCAAGUUGCACAGCUGUCUGCACAAGCCACACAGUCUAAUCAGUCUCCUAUGUCUCUGACAUCUGAUGCCUCUUCACCGAGAUCAUACGUAUCUCCCCGCAUCAGCACACCGCAGACUAACACCGUUCCUCACAAACCCCUGAUAAAUACAACGUCUGGAUCUUCACAGCCAAAGGCCAAUACCACGGUUGGUGCAAAGCAAGGACCAUCUACACAGACUGUACCUCAGCAGACUGUGACUGCUGACAAGCCCCAAGGACAUGAACCCUCCUCCCCCCGAAACCUUCAGCGACAAAGUAGUCAGAGAAGCCCGUCUCCCAGUCCAAACCAUACCUCCAGCACUUGUGCAUCCAGCACAUCAUCUGUCACACAGAGCACGUCUGCACGAUCGUCCUCGUGUUCACUGACGCCAACGCUAGCUGCCUACUUCAAUGAAAACCUUUUAAAGCAUGUCCAAGGCUGGCCUGCAGAUCAUGCAGAGAAGCAGGCUGCGCGGUUGCGUGAAGAAGCUCACAACAUGGGGAGCAUUCACAUGUCAGAAAUUUGUACAGAGUUGAAAAAUUUAAGGUCUUUAGUUCGAGUAUGUGAAAUUCAAGCAACUUUGCGCGAGCAGAGGAUACUGUUUUUGAGACAGCAAAUUAAAGAACUUGAAAAACUUAAAAAUCAGAAUUCCUUCAUGAUGUGAAGAGUUGUCUUGCACGUGGACUUGGGACUGUAAAGCGGAGCGAGCCCGGUCUCAACACUUUUGAGCUGCAGACGAGUAGACUUUGGACCGUUGAGCCGGGCAGUGGACACUUCAGGGGGAGCGGGACUGGAGGGAGUGUCAAUUC
Bufo gargarizans (Asiatic toad) is the source of this 2376-nucleotide messenger RNA. RefSeq names its product WW domain-containing adapter protein with coiled-coil. The record is from RefSeq and is a predicted model, not a curated record. Gene Ontology annotation, cellular component: nucleus. Gene Ontology annotation, molecular function: RNA polymerase II complex binding; chromatin binding. Gene Ontology annotation, biological process: positive regulation of TORC1 signaling; regulation of autophagy. Lineage: Eukaryota; Metazoa; Chordata; Amphibia; Anura; Bufonidae. The transcript has 14 exons. The coding region runs from base 318 to 2231 and encodes 637 amino acids.